AUGUCGACACGAACUUCGAGUUGUCUCGAGCUCUUGAGCAGUGGCAGUCACAUUCGCGACAUGCGAAAUUACUCUAAUCUCAUGCUAUCACCGUUGAAAAGUCUUUGGAGGCCGGACUCUACAACAUUAGAGCACUGCCACGUCAAGAGCCGACUGAAACUAAUAACUAAAGUCGAAAUAGUCCCACUUAAAUUCUAUAACAUCAAAGUUGUUCAAUUUUGGCGAGGCGAGAAAGAGCACCUAUGGCCAUAUCCCCUUCACUGGGCGAUCUGCGUCGAAAUCAGUCCUGACAUUGGAAACACCUAUCAGCUUGUAGGUAACCAAACGAACUACCCCAUCGAUAUCAGACUCAACCUGCGUCUCCAAAACUCGGACGACUGGCGUGGAAGUUAUUCCGUAGGAAGCGUGAGCUCGACGGAGCUCGACGAAAUGGAGACAACCCUCCGAAGAGUUGACAUCAUACACGAUCUUCUCUGCUGGAACAGCCAAGAUUGGGUAGACGACACUCUCAGAUAUCUCAAGUGCUGGGGUUUUUCUGACAUCAUCGAAGAACCGGAAUUGGCGAAUCUACAAGAUAGAAUGUGUUGGCUGCUGGAGUCUUGGCCCGGGAUUCAGAACGCGGUGGAAUUUGUCGGUGACUCGAUCGGAAGAUCUGGCGUGCGUCCUAUCGAACCAACGUUGUGCGGAAAUGCACCGAUACUUCUGGAAGUCGCAAGUCGAGUUGGAACGGAUUCAACGGUUGUGGCGUCCGACUCCGCCAGCUGAAAGACGUUGAAAGAAUUUGGGGUAGAGACAAUUUCGUACUGUGCAUUUGUAAUUUUGUAUCAUUUAUCAUCAGUGAUUCAGCGUCACGUCCCCAAUAUUAAGUGUGGAAGUCACUAGCGAAACCUUUGAGUCAUCAACGUUUCAACGUCACCAGGUUGCAUGGAGCUGAAAUCGUACUGUGUAUUGUGCACGUGCUGUCCAGAUGCCUUGCCCGUGAAGUCGAGGAGGUACAUCCCGUUCACACGAACGAUACCGAUCACCUGCCACCGCCUGGUUCAAGUUUGCGAGAUCGCUUGCAAGUAUUUUGGCUUCCCUGCCACAAUAGUCGUGGUUGGUGAUGUACACAAAAGGAAAAAGUUGUUUGGCCUAGGAGAAUGACCC
This is a messenger RNA of Suillus subalutaceus, 1146 nucleotides long. RefSeq lists its product as uncharacterized. NCBI's taxonomy places the organism in Eukaryota, Fungi, Basidiomycota, Agaricomycetes, Boletales, Suillaceae. Bases 1 to 765 code for a protein of 254 amino acids. The record is from RefSeq and is a predicted model, not a curated record. The transcript is spliced from 3 exons.